AACUUUCUCGUACCCGUUAUGACUGACGUCAUACAUUAUUUCGAAGUAAAGAAGACCAGCGGUGGUGUUUGGAAGCAGAAGUCACAUGCGUGGUUUAAAUAUCUACCCAGCUGUGCUUCAAAGAUUUUACAGCCCUUGUGUUCAUUAUAUUAGGAAAACACCGCCUAGUAACGCAACUGAAGAUGGCGGACGGGGAAAAUAAAUUGGUUGGAGCCAAAGCCGGUUCUGAUGGGAUAGAAGAACCGAUGGUUAAGAAACCACGGAUUAGCAUUCUUCAAAAUCGUGGUAUGGACAUUAUUCGCGGAGAGCAUAUAACAUGUGGAGCCGAGUCGGAUGAAACUUGGGCGGCCGCGAUUUUAACACGGCCCGAGGGUGCUGAGAUGGCGGUGAGUCAGGCCACGGCGUUAGCAAAAGAAGAAGACAAAGUGUCUGUGAUUUGGGAGCCAAGUGAAGAUGCCUAUAGCACAGAGAAGACUUCCGUGUCUGGACCUGAAAGUGAGCUUUCAGGGAUAAUGGAUGACAGUGUCCACCCCAAUGGGUUUUACUCACCUGAUGUUAAUGAAGACGAUGACUGCUCCUCCCAUGCCAGUUCCAGUGACUGGACUCCCCAGCCUCAGAUUGGUUCUUAUCACUUCAUUCAGCAACACAUAAUGAGAGAGACUGACCCUCGGACUAUUCUAAAAGACCUACUUCCAGAAACUGUCCUUUCACCUGAUCUUGAUGACAUGACACUAUGGCAAAUUAUCAUCAACAUCUCAGAGCCUCCUAAGAGAAAGAAACGCAAAGAUAUUAAUACCCUGGAGGAUGUCGUCAGACUCCUUAAUGAUGGCAAAAAGAUACUCGUCCUAACUGGUGCUGGGGUGUCUGUUUCUUGUGGGAUACCUGACUUCAGAUCUAGAGAUGGGAUUUAUGCACGACUUGCUAUAGAUUUUCCAGACCUUCCAGAUCCUCAGGCAAUGUUUGACAUAGAAUAUUUCAGAAGGGACCCAAGGCCAUUUUUCAAAUUUGCAAAGGAGAUCUACCCUGGACAGUUUCAGCCAUCUCUUUGUCACAGAUUCAUUUCAAUGCUGGAUAACAAGGAGAAACUUCUGAGGAAUUACACUCAGAACAUUGACACUCUGGAGCAGGUUGCAGGAGUCCAGAGGAUCAUUCAGUGUCAUGGUUCCUUUGCAACAGCAUCCUGCCUUGUUUGUAAACACAAAGUUGAUUGUGAGGCCAUAAGGGAAGAUGUAUUCAAACAGAUUGUCUGGACAGUGUGGAGAGAGCGAGGGAGAGUCCAUUUAACUUUGGGGCUUCAGUUUACCAUGCUAGAAGUGAAGAUUGUUCCUCAUUGCCCAAGAUGUUCUGAUGUCCCUUUUGCUAUUAUGAAACCAGACAUUGUCUUCUUUGGAGAGAACCUUCCUGAAUUGUUUCACAGAGCCAUGAAACAAGACAAGAAUGAGGUGGACCUCCUGAUUGUCAUUGGAUCGUCUUUGAAAGUGCGACCAGUGGCUCUUAUCCCAAGCUCUGUUCCCCAUGAGGUGCCUCAAGUUCUGAUCAAUCGCGAGCCACUGCCCCACUUGAAUUUCGAUGUAGAGUUGCUGGGAGAUUGUGAUGUUAUUGUCAACGAACUAUGCCAUCUGCUUGGUGGUGACUUUGAGCAGCUUUGCUACAACUCCUCACCACUUAGUGAAAUCACAGAGAAACCUCCUCUGCCUGAAAAGUACACUGAAGUCCAGUCAUUGGAGGUACAAAACACUGAUGCAGGCGAGGCUUCCACAGAGUCAUCAGAAGCCAUCACAAGUAUAUACUCUCGUCCAAAUGUACAGUUGCCCAAAGAUGUUGGAACCAACGUAUCACCUUCUGCAGCUACUGAGGCAAGAUCUUAUCUGGAGUUUGGAAACCUCAGUACAAAUUUACCAAUACCUUCAGAAAAAAGGGAAGUUUCCCCAAAUACACCCAAGAGAACAAGCCCAUGUCCAGGGAGCUCAGUGAGCUGCCAGAAAGCACCUAUAGAGGUAGAUGAUUUUAAUUUAAAUAAACAAUACCAAAAAGGGGAUAUACCAGAUAGAUUAGAAGCUAAAAAUGAAGAGGGUUUGAAGCACCGACAUCACAACAAUGAAGUUUGGAAAAAAUGGUGGUUGAGUCAAAUUCAUCGAAAUCCAAUCAGUAAACGGCUUGGAGCUCACCAAUAUUUAUUUCAAACACCAAAUCGCUACAUCUUUCAUGGAGCUGAGGUGUACUCCUGUUCAGAAGAUGAGACCUCCAGCUCCUGUGACAGUGAGGGCUCCUGCUGUAGUGGGAAUGGUUUAGAGGAAGAAGAGAGUGAUGCAGAGGCAGCAUCUGCACCAGAACAGAGUAUGGGAGAUGGAGAGAAUGAUGUCAGACGGACAAUAUGUGACAGUAAAUGCACCACAAGCCUUUCCACAGACAAUAUGACAGAGAAUCUACACACUAUCACAGACUUCUAAGUCACUCUGUUCAUAUGUCUAUAAGCACUAUGUGUAUUUAAUGUGCUCACUUCUGUUUUAGACUGUAUAUUUUUGUACUUCUAUCCCUUUCUUGUAUUGUUACAGUGCCCUCCAAAAUGGACAUUGAGAUCAAAAUUGCUAUUUUUCUCUCCAAGCAGUUUUGAAGGAUAUGGAAUCUAAAGUUUAUUUCUGGGUAAUUCUGGACCUACAAGCUACCAUUCAUGAAUAAUAGCAAUUUUUGUAUCCACAUUUUAUGAACAUAAUUAGAUUGAAUUAAAGUAAUUGAUCCCAGUCAUUUGAUCCCAGUGGACUUUCCAACAAGCUCUGAGUUACAAGAAAAAGCAGCAGCAGAAUUAUUCAACAGCAGAAUUAUUAAAAGAUUAGAGCAAGACAAAUGUAUUAUCAAUUGACAGAGAUGAACUUCCAGACUCUUGUAAAUGUUUAUGUACAGAUUAAGUCAAUGGGAAUUGUGGACAAAAUAUACAACCAAUUAAAACAAACUACCUCUUGUGUGCAACAUGUUGGGUUAGUGUUUACCAAUGGUUUUGGAGGGUACUGUCAUUCUGAUUUCUGCAAGAACUUUUAGUUGGCUCAUUAAAAUUGUUUUUUUCAUUUUUCAUUUUCACAUUCUGUACAUGUAAAACUGAAGUUUAAUUACAAUCAGUGUUUCAGUACAAUGAGAUGGUGGAAACUUGGACUUGCCUUUAAUAACCUGGAAUAAAAAGGGAAAUGAUAUUCCCCUUCUCUUUGUUUCUCUAGACCAAAGAGAAUAUUCUGCAUUUAUAAACAUUUUUGUUCCUUUUUUAUUGGAUGAAGUGUUUCACGAUUAGCAUCCCACCAGAUUGUAGCAUGCUUUUUUUUAAAAAGAUUAUUUGUUUAAAAGAGUAAUGUCAUUUUUCCAGUAAUUCUUUAUGAAAAAGCUUUUGUACUGACGUAUGUGUGUGUGUGUGUGUGUGUGUGUGUGUGUGUGUGUGUGUGUGUGUGUAAUAUAUAAAAAACUAGUUAUAGUUGUCUGUGAAAGCAUGUCUAAUCUCAUUUUAUUAAAGGAGCAGUAAGUAAUUUUUACUACCAAAAUGUAGAAACAAUUUAUUAAUAAUUUACACACACACACACACACACGUUGUCAGUACAAUAGCUGUUUCAUAAAGAAUCACUGGAAAAAUUACUUAUUACUCUUUUAAACAAAUAAAAGAGAAACAUUUUAUCAUUUUCUGGUAAUGGGUUUCUUAUAUUAACAUCUGGCCACCUAAUGAUUUGUCAGUUUUGAACCAACACCAAAGAAACCAUAGAGGAAAUGUUGAAUGGCUCACAUCAGAGACAUUCCGUCAGUUUGCAAUAUUCAACGAGGCUCAAAUAUGAUUCUAAAAAAAAAACAAAAAAACUAAACGCCACUUAAUAGAAAGGGACUCUUUGUGCUUUGCUACUUUCAGUAUAUAGGUAUGAACUAAUUGGAUAGUUAUCAAGCCAUUCAUUAUCUGAGUUUUGUUACAGUAGGUACAAAAUGCACACUGUUUGGAGUCACCAGGAUUGGGGCUGAGAACUAAUGGAAAAGAAACACUUUGUAAAAUGUUAGUGAGAACUAUAAACAUUUUUAACCCAGUUGCAUUAAAAUGUCCUUAUCAUUUUGUCCAAAGUACGUAUUGUUUGAAGACAGACAUUUAUAUUUCCAGAGGGCUUAAAAUGGGACACAAACAUCCAACAGUUUCCAAAUAAGAUGGCUCAUAUACACAAACGGCACACAAAAUGAAAGUUUUCACUGCAGUUUCAUUUGUGUUUUUGUAAGUGUUCAGUAGUGAUGCGGCUCGCAUACAAUUUUGUGAUAAGGAAUUGCCUAAAAUUGAGAAAUUUUUAUCAAACGUUUUGACACCAUUUAACAGUUCAAUUUUUCCAGUGGGGAAAAAAAGCACUUUAAAAAUGUUUAGUGUUCCUAAAAAUUCUUCCAAAUCCUUUGUAUAAGUUUCAUAAGCAAAUUAUAGUCAGAAGGAGUGCUUAAGAGAGUUCAAGGCCUCAGGGUUUUUGGCACAUAACUGGAAAAAAAAAUGCUGUAUAUCUCAUUUGGGGGUGGCAUGACAAAAAAAGCACAUGACAAAGUUCGUCACUCUGACUUAUAAAACUUAAAACUUGUAUAUACUUUGUGUGAGUGCAUGAGUUCAAGUGAAGAUACAAUGCAACAUCUCCAGUUUAUAUCUGGAAAUAUCACCUUUACAUAGGCAUUCAGACCCUUUGUUGACACUGGUAAGCACUGGUGCUUAUUGCUUAUUAUGAAUAGUCCUUGACAUGUUUCUGCAACUUGUUCACUUGUGCCUUAACUUGAGGCUAAAUUGCCUAAAUAAAUAAGCAUGU
Electrophorus electricus (electric eel) is the source of this 4793-nucleotide messenger RNA. It is a transcript of the gene sirt1, whose product is annotated as sirtuin 1. NCBI's taxonomy places the organism in Eukaryota, Metazoa, Chordata, Actinopteri, Gymnotiformes, Gymnotidae. Gene Ontology annotation, cellular component: rDNA heterochromatin; nuclear inner membrane; nucleoplasm. Gene Ontology annotation, molecular function: histone deacetylase activity, NAD-dependent; NAD+ binding; transcription corepressor activity. The record is from RefSeq and is a predicted model, not a curated record. Gene Ontology annotation, biological process: negative regulation of DNA-templated transcription.